AACUCUCAAAGUUUGACGUGAUGGUGCGGAGUCCCAAGAAGUCAACUUAUCGGGCUAAAUCUGAAGAAUCAGAUAAUGACUACAAAUCUGUGGGUUGAGCAGUCGUGGCACGACUACAAGCUGCAGUGGGACCCGCGCGAGUAUGGCGGGGUGGAGAUGCUACACGUGCCCUCGGACCACAUCUGGCGGCCCGACAUCGUGCUCUACAACAACGCCGACGGCAACUUCGAGGUGACCUUGGCCACCAAGGCCACGCUCAACUACACGGGCCGCGUCGAGUGGAAGCCGCCCGCCAUCUACAAGUCCUCGUGCGAGAUCGACGUCGAGUACUUCCCCUUCGACGAGCAGACGUGCGUCAUGAAGUUCGGCUCGUGGACCUACGACGGCUUCCAGGUGGACCUGCGGCACAUCGACGAGGUGAAGGACUCGAACGUGGUCGACAUCGGCGUCGACCUGUCCGAGUUCUACACGUCCGUCGAGUGGGACAUCCUGGAGGUGCCCGCCGUGCGCAACGAGAAGUUCUACACGUGCUGCGACGAGCCGUACCUCGACAUCACCUUCAACAUCACCAUGAGGCGGAAGACGCUCUUCUACACCGUCAACCUCAUCAUCCCCUGCAUGGGGAUCUCCUUCCUCACCGUGCUCGUGUUCUACCUGCCUUCCGACAGCGGCGAGAAGGUGAGCCUGUCCAUAUCGAUCCUGCUGUCGCUGACCGUGUUCUUCCUGCUGCUGGCGGAGAUCAUCCCGCCCACGAGCCUGGUGGUGCCCUUGCUCGGCAAGUUCGUGCUCUUCACCAUGAUCCUGGACACCUUCAGCAUAUGCGUGACGGUGGUGGUGCUGAACGUGCACUUCCGGUCGCCGCAGACGCACGUGAUGGCGCCCUGGGUGCGCCGCGUGUUCAUCCACAUCCUGCCGCGGCUGCUGGUCAUGCGGCGGCCGCACUACAGCAUCGAGAAGCGCAGCAUGGGCGCGCCCACGCACCGCAUCAUGGUGCGCACAUGCAACGGGCUGGAGCUGCGCGACCCGGCCAUGCUGGCUGAGAGCUCGGCCUCGGAGCUCGUCACCUCGGCCCACGCCGCGGACCUCUUCCCGCGCCUCGACUCCCGGGAGGACUUCGCCCCCAGGGAGCUGGAGGCAGCGGGUCUGGGCAGCAGCUGCCGCAUCCACGGCACCCCGCCGCCCCCGCUGCCGCCCCUCUGCGCCGACGACGGGCUGGAGGAGGCGGCCGUGGCCAGCCCCGUGUGCCGCCACCGCCACCACUGGCACAACUGCCCGGAGCUGCACAAGGCCAUCGACGGCGUGCGCUUCAUCGCCGACCACACCAAACGCGAAGAGGACUCCACGCGGGUGAAAGAGGACUGGAAGUACGUGGCGAUGGUGCUGGACCGCCUGUUCCUCUGGAUCUUCACGCUGGCCGUGCUCGUGGGCACCGCGGGGAUCAUCCUACAGGCGCCCACGCUGUACGACGACCGCGUGCCCAUCGACGUGAAGCUGUCGGAGAUCGCGUCGACCACGGCCAAGCCGCACGUGCCCAGCGGCCUGUAG
Bacillus rossius redtenbacheri is the source of this 1545-nucleotide messenger RNA. Its product is annotated as acetylcholine receptor subunit alpha-like. Lineage: Eukaryota; Metazoa; Arthropoda; Insecta; Phasmatodea; Bacillidae. Gene Ontology annotation, molecular function: transmembrane signaling receptor activity; acetylcholine-gated monoatomic cation-selective channel activity. Gene Ontology annotation, biological process: chemical synaptic transmission; nervous system process; regulation of membrane potential. Gene Ontology annotation, cellular component: plasma membrane; synapse; neuron projection. The record is from RefSeq and is a predicted model, not a curated record. The annotation marks the transcript as partial. The transcript has 11 exons.